Messenger RNA from Dimorphilus gyrociliatus, 1687 nucleotides. Lineage: Eukaryota; Metazoa; Annelida; Polychaeta; Dinophilidae. The record is from the annotation of a GenBank genome assembly.
AAUGGCUCAUCAUGACGAGCUCGAAUCCUUCAGAAGAGAAUGGAAGAAAGAACUACAAUCGGUCUCGACCAUAAUACCCAGAAAUGAGCCACAGCAGACUAAUUACAAAUCGUUUAAUAUAGCAGAUGAACUUUUGCAGGGAAAUGACUUGGAUGCUCCUAAAUUGUUAAAUAUACAAAAACGUAAAUUAGAAAUAGAUAAUCCUGAACAAAAGAAGAAAAAAGCCCUAGUAGACAUUCUUAUAGAAGAUUUGAAUGAAGGAGGUAUUCCGAUAUUUGAUAUUUCUCUUCCAAAAGAGGUGGCUUUGUGUAUCUUCUCAUUCCUAAGUAUGAAAGACUUAUGCAAUUGUGCUAUGGUCAGCAGAGAAUGGAACUCACUAGCAUCAGAUGAUGUAAUUUGGCAUAAAGUGUUCAUAAAUGAAGGAUUAAAUGAGAAUAUUUUUAGUGAAUUAUCUUGGAAAAAACAAGUUCAAGCUGUUUUCGAAAGAAGAACUCAGUUAAGUAACAAUUGGAGAAUGAGAACCGCACAUCUAACGAGACUUGAACACGCUAGAGGCGGUAAAUUAUUGUGUUGUAAUUCAUCGUCCAAAUAUGUUUGCGCUGGUUAUUCAAACAAUUCUAUUAAACUUUGGAACAUACCAAAUUUAGAGGAAGUUGUUCUUCAACCGUCCGAAAAUUCUCUUAUACUAUUAGACGAUGAUGGACGAGUGUCCAACGUGCCAAUGUGCGUUGAAACAGCUGAAGAAUAUACCGCUGCAGGAUUUUUAAGAGGCAAUGUCGAUAUUUGGAAAAAUGACGCUAAUGGAACAAUGGCGUUUAAGUCAUUUAAUACCAAUUCUACUUUGAAGAAAAUUAAAUUUUCCGAAGAUUAUCUCGCUUGUACAUCAAUGGAUAAAAUAUAUUUUCAUAACUUUCAUGAUAAUGAUCAGCAUCUUACUUUAGAAAAGAAAAUAUCAGAUAUUCUUUUCUAUAAGUCGAACCUUUUCGUUCUUAAUCUGAUAAACGAAAUUCACUUGCAAGAUGCAACUGGAAAAGAUAAGUUUUCCGUCUUAGACCUUCCCCAUGAAUCUUAUGCGGAGAAAUUCGAAGUUCGCCGUGAUAAUCGCCUCGCAUUAGCACUUUUUAUCUCUUUCUCUGGGCAGCCCUAUAGGCUAAUACUUCACGAUAUGGAAACUUGGAAAGAGGUUACUUCACUUUAUGGACAUUCAUCUCGAAUUACUUGCCUUCACUCUGCCGACACUAAUUAUAUUUCAUCGGGAAGUGUUGAUAAGCUCGUACGAAUAUUUGACGAUAGAUGUCCUUUAGGGCCUACAAGCGUUCUUCAGGGACACGUUGGUGAAAUUACAAGUGUACAAAUGGAUGAUUACAAACUAGUGUCGGCCUCAGUAGGAGGAGAUCUUUUUGUUUGGGAUAGGAGAACAAAUAAAAAAUUAUGGGAAUUUUUUAUAAGACAUCCAGUCAGACAUGUAAGAUUUACAGACAGAUAUCUAGUUUGCGCAGAUAUCCCAAGAAACUCUGUAACAAGCGAUGAUGAGAUUGAACACUUAAGGAAUAGAGGUUCAAUAUCGUUAAUGGAUUUUGAAUCAAACGCUGAUAAUGUUUUAGAUAUAUGUCAAAGUUCCUACGACGAACCAAUAGGCUAUAACUAUAACAUAAGACUUGCACUGCCAUAUGAUAACAUCUCAUGA